This is a messenger RNA of Pteropus alecto (black flying fox), 3967 nucleotides long. RefSeq names its product DnaJ heat shock protein family (Hsp40) member B13 (gene DNAJB13). The transcript has 8 exons. Gene Ontology annotation, molecular function: protein-folding chaperone binding. The coding region runs from base 56 to 1006 and encodes 316 amino acids. Gene Ontology annotation, cellular component: cytosol. The record is from RefSeq and is a predicted model, not a curated record. NCBI's taxonomy places the organism in Eukaryota, Metazoa, Chordata, Mammalia, Chiroptera, Pteropodidae.
ACACAGACUAACAGCUCUGCUGGAAUCAGGACUAUCUACCGACUGCCAACCAACCAUGGGCCAGGAUUAUUACUCUAUACUCCACAUCACUCGUAAUUCAGAGGAUGCCCAGAUCAAGAAGGCGUACCGGAAACUUGCCCUUAAGAACCACCCGUUGAAGUCCAUUGAGCCAUCCUCAGUAGAGAUAUUCAAGCAAAUAGCAGAGGCAUACGACGUGCUGAGCGACCCUGUGAAGAGAGGCAUCUAUGACAAGUUUGGAGAGGAGGGUCUGAAGGGCGGGAUUCCUCUGGAGUUUGGAUCCCAGACCCCAUGGACAACUGGUUAUGUCUUCCACGGCAACCCUGAAAAGGUUUUCCAUGAGUUCUUCGGAGGAGACAACCCCUUCGAUGAGUUUUUUGAUGAAAAGGGAAAUGAGGUGGAUUUGAACUUUGGAGGACUUCGGGGCCGAGGGGUCAGGAAACAGGAUCCCCCAAUCGAACGAGACCUCUACCUGUCCCUGGAGGACUUAUAUUUCGGCUGCACCAAGAAAAUCAAGAUCUCCCGCAGGGUGAUGAACGAGGAUGGGUACUCCUCUACCAUUAAGGACAAGAUCCUCACAAUUGAUGUGAAGCCUGGUUGGAGGCAGGGCACACGGAUCACCUUUGAGAAGGAAGGGGACCAGGGCCCUAACAUUAUCCCAGCCGACAUCAUCUUCAUCGUAAAGGAGAAGCUACACCCUCACUUCCGCAGGGAGAACGACAACCUCUUUUAUGUGAAGCCCAUCCCCUUGGGCAAGGCUCUGACCUGCUGCACCGUGGAGGUGAAGACCCUAGAUGACCGGCUUCUCAACAUCCCCAUCAAUGACAUCGUCCAUCCCAAGUAUUUCAAGAAGGUGCCAGGUGAGGGGAUGCCGUUGCCUGAGGACCCCACCAAGAAGGGGGACCUCUUCAUCUUCUUUGACAUCCAGUUCCCCACUCACCUCACACCCCAGAAGAAGCAGAUGCUGCGCCAGGCUCUGCUGACAUAAGUGGUGGGCUCGGGGCUGGGGUUGGGGGAGGAGAAGGCUAGCUGGGCCUUACUGCACUCCUGCCUCGGGUGUUCAGGGGAACCAGCUCGCUGCACAGACGUGACAUGUGGACGGCACAGGACUUUUAAACCGACACAAUAAAGAUUUAUUUCCUAUCCUCCAGCUACACCCAGGAGAGUGUGUGUUGGAAGAGGAGCUUCAUAUAGCCCUUCUUGUGGAGCAGAGGGAAACCAAGGACUUGGGUCCCUGUCCUGGCUUUGUGGGCAUGGCUAGGUCCCUAAGGGUUCAGAGACUCUGUACCUCGCACCUGGAUAGUGUGGGCAGCACUGUGUAGACUGAGGGUCCCCAGCUCUGCUGAUUCUCAUGACACACGAUCUCUAGAAAGGGGCAGUCUCUACAGUAUGAUAUGGUCACAUUGUACUCAGGAAAACUGAAAUACAAAACACUUGUCUCAGGUCACACAGGGCCCAGUGGCUAAGCUAUCAUCAGAACCAUAGACCCACCCUGCUUAGAAAGGCAGCACAAAGGACACAAGUGCUGGAAAUGGCUUUGGUUUCUGCCUAGCCAGCUUCAGCUCCCUUGUCUGUGUGGUGGGUAUUGGGCUGUCCCUAAGUAGUGUGGUCUGGGAAGCAGACCCAAGUUCUGCUCCCAGCCUUGCCACUGAGCCCUUGGAUGUUACUGCCUGUCUUGUUGGUAAAACAGAGUUCAUAACCCCCCUCGUGCUGCUUGUGAGGACUGAGUCAUUGGUGUGAAAGUGCUUGGUGAACUGGCUUAGAUUUCAAGGUUACGGCAUCGCUACUGAUGUGACCUGCUGGAGUCCCAGCAUCCAGGCCCAGCUGAGCCUGUACAGAAUGCACCUGCCUCCCCAGUCUACUUUCCAUCAGUCAACAUCAUGGUGUACACCUCUUCUGUGCCAAGAGAGACUCCUGAGUCUGGAUUUGGGAUAGGAUAGGUCCAAUCUUAUGACAGAAUAGGUAGCUACUUUUGUUAAGACUUCAGAGGUGCCAGAAAGUCUCCAUGUUACCCACGUGCUUAGAUUCCACCAUUUAAACUACCAUAAUAGCCUAAGGAAUUUUUCAUCAAUGGGAGCUCAGUCAUACUAGUCAGGCAUUUGUAAUCCAACAGAGAAUGCAGUACUAUCAGCAGUAACAGCAGCCUGAGAUGUAGUAUCUGGACUAGGGGCCUAGGGAGCACCUCUGUAGUCAUUAAGGAGGGGGGCCUUGGAGUGUGCUACUUACCAGCUGUGUGCCCUCAGGCAAAUCCCUUCACCUGAUUUGUAGAGUACAACCCCUAUCUUGCAGGCCUUGUGCAAAAUGGGUGAGUAAAGCUGUGUCCUCUGAGACUGGACCUAGGUGGCGAUGGGUGGUGGUAGCUACCGUUUUGAGCAGCAACUGGGUGAGGGAGUAUGGGGCCUGCGUUGUGAAACUCAGCACUCUAGGUUCCCCCUGGGCCAGCAGGAAGCCUGCCCCUCUUUCUCAUGGUGAGAAUCUUAAGACUUUUAUGAAAUUUCUAUUACCGCAGUGAUCUUCAGGGCUACCUUGUCAGGCAAAGCAGGGCUUAUCAUAUGCCCACUUUAUAGUCAUUAAGGACAGAACAGUUACUAAGGCUAGUUAGGGUGUCCAGAGAUCCCUAGCACCUUUCCCAGCUCGCUGUUCCAGGAUCGUGCCCAGAACUAGGAAAUCUGGUGGACUCAUGUUCAUCCCAGUGUUUGGGACACAGGAUGGCAAAUGAAUCGGCUACCAUGCCUAGAGCAACAAAUUGCCCCUGUUUCCUCUGGUGCAAAAUAAUAAAUAGCCUGCCUCACAGGAUUAAUGUGGAAUUAAGGCACAUAUGGCACAGUAACUGGGUCUUCCAUUUACAUCGACUCCCUGCAGCCCAGCAGAGAACAGCCUGGAAGAGCUGCCUGCCACUUUCACUCUGGCUUGACUCAUGGUGGAGGCUAUAUGUCAGCUCAACUUGUCAGAAACUGGGCCCUCUUUGUUUCUCCAAGAACACGUCUAAUAUUCUGGACCCCUUGCCCAGGCACUGAAGGGCCUAGUCUCCAGCUCUGACCAAUGGGGAAGGAGCAGUGGCAUCGGCUGCUUUAGGAUGUAAGAGAGGGAGGUUAUGUUCUCAGCCCCACUGCCCAACAGGAUUCCCAAAGGACCCCAACACUAGUCCCUGGGAGAAGUACAUGGUAGAGUCGGGGAGAGGGAGGUCCAGUCCCUGAUCAGAUGCUGACAUCCUGUGUCCUUGCUUGUAUGACCUGUCUCAGCCCCCAGCUUCUUUAGACAUCUAUAAAAUGGGCCUGGAUUAAUUCUAAGGGCCUAGCCCUGAACAAGGUAUCUCAGGAUUCUGGGACCUCAGAGUCCCCAACCUCUUGAAACAGAAGUUGGGGACCUGCCUUCCUGUCUGAGGAUAGGUGGUAGGAAAAGGGUCAGCGAGGCUGACACACCUGUACAGCCUAAAUCUUGGCUUGUCACCACCUCCCUGGGAUCACUAGCCCUGGGAGAGGGCGAGACUAUACCUGUAAAGUACCCUUAGGCCAAGGUCAGAUGUUUGCCCUGCAGCUUACCCUCCCAGGGGAGCAACAUUACCUAAGGCUGGGACUCUGGAGAAUGGAAGGCAGCCAGAUUUGCCCUCAGUAGGUCUCGAACUUUGGGGAGAGGUAGGUUUCUCAUUUGUAAAAUAAAAUAAGCCCACAGCAUCUAAGAUUCCCAAGUUCCUCUCAAUCUUCCAAGAAGCAUAGGUGAUGCAGGGCCGACAGGAACACUCUCAUUUUGCAGAUAAACUGGCCUGGGGCCGGCUCGGGGGUUGGAAAGGCAGGUGGAGUACCAGGCACUGUGUGAGUAAAAGCCCAAGUGGCCUGGUGAGAACAAAGCCAUUGUUGUGACUCUGGGAUGUUCCUUUACUUGUCACCUUAGCCUUGGGCCUGGUUUGGAAAGAGAAAUGGACUAGAUGACCUCCAUGGGUCCCAGAGUG